GGGGCUGCGGCAGACAGGCGCGGGAGCCGGCACGGCGUUAAGUGCAGCUCGGAAGCACGGACUGGGCCCAUUUCCCUUUCAUCCUUUCUUCCAUCUGCACACAGUUGUCUUCAGCAUGGGGGAGCAGAACGACUCUCCCGGGAAGGAGCUUCAGCACAGGACACGAGCAGAGGCUCCAGGAAAGAAAAGCUGGCAUUCCCAGGCCUACGCCCUUGGGGCCGUUUCCAACUUUAUGUCUACUUUUCUGACCUUUCCUAUCUAUAAGGUUGUGUUCCGGCAACAGAUCCAUGCCAUGGCAGUGUCAGAGGCUGUGAGACAGCUUUGGCAUGAAGGUCCUCAAUACUUCUACCGGGGAAUCUACCCUCCUCUUCUCUCCAAGACGUUGCAAGGGACUCUUCUGUUUGGGACUUAUGAUAGCCUGCUGUGCUUUCUCUCUCCUGUUGGGCCACACACCCUGGGACACCGCUGGGCUGCAGGGCUCAUGUCUGGCGUGGUGGAGGCUGUGGCACUCAGUCCCUUUGAAAGGGUGCAAAAUGUGCUCCAAGAUGGUCGCAAGCAAGCUCGCUUCCCCAGCACCUUCAGCAUUCUCAAGGAAUUCAACUCUUAUGGGCUUUGGGGGCGGCUGUCACUGGGUUACUAUCGUGGUUUCUGGCCUGUCCUGGCCAGGAACAGCCUGGGGAGUGCUCUAUAUUUUUCUUUCAAGGACCCCAUCCAGGAUGGCCUGGCAGAGCAAGGCCUGCCCCACUGGGUUCCUGCCUUGGUGUCUGGUAGUGUCAAUGGAACAAUCACCUGCCUAGUUCUGUAUCCUCUGAUUGUGCUGGUUGCUAAUAUGCAGUCCCAUAUUGGAUGGCAGAACAUGCCAAGCCUGUGGGCCUCUGCCCAGGAUGUGUGGAACACUCGGGGUCGAAAGCUGCUCCUGAUCUACCGUGGAGGCUCUCUGGUCAUCCUAAGGUCCAGUGUGACAUGGGGCCUCACUACGGCAAUCCAUGACUUCCUGCAGAGGAAGUCUCACUCCAGGAAAGAGCUGAAGACUGACUAGCUGCAGAACGUGUGGCCAUGGCAGCUUUGUUAUUCUAAAUCUUCCCUGGUUGGUUCUAUAUAGCUUACUUCUUCAGUUGCCUAAUACAGCCAUCCUUUAGCAUCUGUAAACUCAUUGCAUGGGAGAAGUUCCCAACUACCAACCUGUUGAGCAAGGACAAAGCCCAACAGGAUUCCUUAGUCAAAAAGAAAUGUUCGCCCCAGUCUCUCCACAGCUUCAGUAGCCUCAGAGCCAGGAGGCCUUUAAAUAACAUGUAACCCAGAUUAAGUGUCAUUCCUUUAAAUAAUUCCUUGGCAAUAAGUGGAAACUUAAAAAGAUGACCUUACUUAGGCACUUUGAGCUUUGGGGCCCCUCUAGGUGUCCUCCAGACCAAACUGAGUGGAACUCAAAUUUCAAAGAACUAUGCUCGACUCUUAGGAUGGGAAUUCCAUAAAACUUCUCAGAUGGCUACAUUUUCAUGACAUUGUUCACUGCCUCUACCACCACCUCUCACUUCUCAAGGCUGUGGGUCCUACUUUCAGGGUAGCAGCUGUGACUGGAAAUCCCAAAUUAGGCUUGUGUGAACUCAUCAGGUGCCACAAGAACUAGUGGGGCUGGAGAUGGGAGUGCGAAGAAGUGUGGCCCAUGGAUGGAAAGGAUAAAACUUUGAAAGAAGAGAUUUAAUUACAUGCAAAAUAGAAACAUUUGCUAUAGUCUGCUUGGUGUUAUCUGCUAGGACAUUUCUGAGAGCAAGGUGAUAACAUUGCCUAGAAACCAUUUGAGUUUCCCUAAAAAACCUGGAAGUGAAGUGACCAUAUCUUUUCACAGAUAAUUGCAUAUUUUGUUGAUGUGGUUAAUGUAGUUACUAUGACAUAAAGAUCACAAAUCUUAGCCUUAGAAAUCAGAGCCAUUCAAAAUAUGGUCCUUAUAUAACUUUCAACAUAUUGUCACUCCACUUACAUAAACCCCAAACACUAGCCAUAAUGAACUCUUGUUCUCUCCCCAGACAUUCCAUGAACUUUCCCAUGGCCAUACUUUGGCCCACACUAUUCUUUCCACCUGCAGUGCUCCUCCUUCAUGUGCCAGUCUACCAAAAUCCUUCCAGCUCCUCAAAGCCCAGCUCAGAGGUCACCUUCUCUAUGGAGCCUCUUGAUUUCCCCCAACUGAAUGUGACAUUAAUCUCUGUGACAUUAGUCUCUUUAACAUUAGUCUCUGUGAUGCCCCUUUCUUUUUCUUUUCUUUCUUUUUUUUUUUUUUUUUUUUUUUUUGAGACCGAGUUU
Molecule: messenger RNA, 2298 nt
Organism: Chlorocebus sabaeus (green monkey)
Lineage: Eukaryota; Metazoa; Chordata; Mammalia; Primates; Cercopithecidae
Gene: SLC25A53
Product: solute carrier family 25 member 53
Cellular component (GO): mitochondrion
Molecular function (GO): NAD transmembrane transporter activity
Source: RefSeq, a predicted model, not a curated record